AUGUUUAUCGCCUUUUUCCCUAUCUUGGUGGAUAUCAUCGGCCAUAUUGGCUGGAUCAAGUCCAUAAAGUUCUCUAUGCCUUUCUUCCUGUUAGCUGUUGGCAGUACACUACUUGCCUGGGUGUCAAUGGUAGCAUUUAUCCGGCGCAAGUUGGUCUUGUGGUCCGAUGGAGAUCCCAAAGAUGAGAAAACGUUACUGGGUAGACCUCAACUCUAUCCAGCACGUCUAACACAUGCUCGCUUCUUCCCGGAGAAGUACCAUUACUGGAUCAAUUACUUCCUCGUUGGGGUUCCCGUUGGACUUCGUGGUCGUGUUGGGAGUGUGGUUUCCAUCGAAAGUGAUCAGCAUAUCCCAGUCACAAAUCCCGUCUGCACUUUUGUGAAAAGAAUCUUUCGGAUUCCACUUUGGUUUAGAAUUGAUACUAGUUGGUAUCUUCAUCGUGGAGAUGGGCAUCUGACCUUGGCCGCAAAACUAGUGCACUUUUUGAAAGAACGGGGCGAGGAUCCAAACCAAUAUCCUUAUGCAUAUCUCAUCAGCAUCCCCCAGUUUCUCUGGUGGACCAAAAGCCCGAUCUCGUAUUGGUAUCUCUACUCGCCUCUCAAAGAGCUUAGUGGAAUCAUCAUGGAAAUCAACAACUCAUACGGCGAAAAGAAGAACGCGUUCUGCCGAUUAACCAAGGAAGACUCUUCCUCUUAUGAGAAAGCCGUACCCUGCGAGGUUUUCAGCACGGCUUUAGGAAAGGGACCUCAUGGCGAUCAACUCAUUCGAUUCACAUCAUCGGCUCCUACUGCCAAAUACUACAAAGGCACCUGGGAGAAAGACAUAUUUGCGUCGCCUUUCGAGAAAGUUGAAGGCGAAUUUGCCCAUCGAUUCAUGGACCCGUUGCAUCCAGCACCUGAAAAAGGUGGCCCACUGCACUCUAACAUGACUCUUAUUAGCAUCGACGGCAAGCCCAAGAUUUCCAGCCGUCUUUUUUCUGUUGCUCCACCAAUUGACCCUCUUUCGGCAUCAUCCCGGGAGCUGAUGAGCUUCCUUCUCAGUUGGUCAUUUGUUGUGCCAGUAUCGAUUGGUCGGAUUGUGGUCGAGGCACUUCGUAUUCGAUUCAGAGGUAACCUGCCUUAUUUGAACAAACCGGACGUGAAGAAGGGAAACAUCCCUCGUAAUGCCUCAGAAACAGAGAGAGAUUUGGAACCUUUCUUUCGGCUGUACCUCUCUCACCUUGUUGAGACAUGCCGUUUCCCUUUGGAGGUGAUUUAUACACCGGCCAAAUCACUACAUCUCCACCCCAUGUCAAUGCAUUCCCAAGUGAAAACUUACACUUCUGCACCUCCCCCCACCCUCCAAAUACAGCCUCUCACGCCUCAGUUCUAUACGAAUAUUCUGAAAUACCCGGAUGCCACAACUGGGGUUUUCUCCGAAAUGGAGCACAUACCCCAAGCCUGUGAUCCGGAGUCCCAGCGCCUAUGGGCAUCAGAUCCAGCGAUGUUGCAGAGAUUGAUUGAAUCGAAAAUAGACCCGCCCAAUGCCAAGGUAGUCCAAAACCCCUCGGCUUCAGUCCCCGCUGAGCUUCCGGUCUAUCCCGCAAGCAAUCCACUACGGCAAACGAAGUCGGAGAUGAGGACGUUUAUGGAUGCUUUUACAGAUUCCAACUGCCCCCAAGGCAUGCGCAGGAGAUAUCGGGUCGCACGGACCUAUUGCUACCUGACAGAGAAGUUUGCGUGGGGGUCUUACAAAUUGGCUGCUGUUUACGAGUUUCUGCUGCGCACGGUAGUCUUGGAGCUAUAUUGGACGGGUCUGUGGUGGAUGUUGUGCGACCUUCCAGUAGCACGGUACGAGAACGCUUUAAUAGUGUCAGGAGUAUAUUUUGUGGGGGUUCGAGUAUGGACGGCCCUGAGUGGUUAUUUCUAUAGUUAG
Molecule: messenger RNA, 1914 nt
Organism: Penicillium verrucosum
Lineage: Eukaryota; Fungi; Ascomycota; Eurotiomycetes; Eurotiales; Aspergillaceae
Exons: 3
Coding region: 1-1914 (637 amino acids)
Source: RefSeq, a predicted model, not a curated record